This is a messenger RNA of Bicyclus anynana (squinting bush brown), 3087 nucleotides long. RefSeq names its product putative nuclease HARBI1. The coding region runs from base 1344 to 2453 and encodes 369 amino acids. The record is from RefSeq and is a predicted model, not a curated record. NCBI's taxonomy places the organism in Eukaryota, Metazoa, Arthropoda, Insecta, Lepidoptera, Nymphalidae. The transcript is spliced from 5 exons.
CAAGUCUCUACGAGCAUCUAUAGGUGUUCCGGUCAACGGUUUAGUAGCAUCGAGCCUCGACCAAGAUAAUAAAGAGCCAUAGCUUGGCUCAAAGGCCGCUUAUAGUUAUUGUUUGUACCAGUAAGGCUGUGCUUCUUUAGACUAUAAGAACAUAUUUUUUACUAGCCCACGCCCACGAUAAACAAGCAAAUAGCAAGUGCCUAUUGUCUAAAAUUAAUACUAAUUUUAGUCUUAACUUUUAUUAUAAAUGCGAGUGUGUGUUUGUUUGUUACGCUUUUUUGCCGUGUGUCGGUAAAAGUGAUGGCAAAAGAAAUGCAUGUUUAUCGGUCUCCGUUUACUGUUCAACUGAUUUUAUAGUUUACAAAAUGCUUGAGCUAAAAAUAUACAAGUCAAUGUGGUUUGUGUUACGUACAAUUGCGUUGUCAACUUAUGGAUAAGCUACAAACUAAAUAAUACUGUGGACACGCUAUACACUAUUGUCUGAAAUCUAUACCAACUUUAGUCCUAACUAUCAUUAUAAAUGCGAGUGUGAGGUAGUUUGUUACGCAUUUACGCCUGCUUAUAAAAUUUAACAAGUACAAAUUAUAAAUUAUGAAAAAACCCUCGAAGUGUAUGAAAUUAUCUAGAAAUUACUUCCAUAUAAUUUAAACUUUUAAGUUUAAAUGGUGUUUCAAUAUGUAAGCUACAAAGUUCAUUUGAAAAAAAACCGCAUUUCUGCAUUAUCAUAUGCUAUAUUUUAUGCGUAUUCCCACGUAUACGAAAACUACGCAUACCCACGGGAACGAAAACUACGCCGAUGAAACCACGGUGGUCAGCUAGUAUAGGUAGUAUAAGUGAGAACGUAACUCGUAACUGCGUUUAAUUUGUUAGGUACCUAAAGGCUUGCUUAAACCACUGCACUGCGUCAACUUUGGUUGAUAUUAUUAGGUAACUUGCCCGGGUAAGGAGGCUAAGCCUCCAGGCCUGUAUCUACCCCUCACGAGGUUUUCGUCUGGGAUCAGGGUACCUACUAUCAACUAUUAUAGCGACUCAAUUAAAGACCUAAACUGAACUGCUUUGCUUUUUCCUACCAUGAAGUCCUAUAACCGACCAAUUGACGCUGUCACGCAAUAAAAACCUAAAUUGAUCCGCUAACGGCAUCCAUUCAGUCUGUUUUUCGUACUGUGAACUUCUAAUGUAACCUAAACUGAAUCGUUAUACUGUCAAAGUGAGCCGACCAAAUAAAGUUACUUUUAUUGUGGCUUGAACUGAAUCGCUUUCACAUAAUUUAUAUUAUUUAAUUGAAUAUAAAUUAGUUAGUAGCAAGUACUUUGCUUAGAAAUACUUUUUUGAACAGUGUUAUAAUGUCUGAUGAACUAAUAAUCUUUGAAUUUCUGGAAUACGACAAUGAAAUAAACACUGAGCGUAAACAAAGAAGACGCUUCAUACGGGAACAAUCGGAUCCUUUCAGUUUGGAGGAUACGGAAUUUAUUAGACGGUAUCGUCUUUCUAAGGAAUUGGUGAUAAAUCUAUGUGCCGAAUUACAGCCAAUGAUUAAAAAACCGACAAAAUCGACAGAUUUGUCGAUAGAAACAAAGGUUUUGACUGCAUUGUCUUUUUACGCAACAGGGUCAUAUCAAAGGCCAAUAGGAGACAUUACCGCUCAUUCAAUGGCACAGCAAACAGUUUCUGCAGUCAUAGCUGAGGUUACUAGGUGCAUUGAUACCCCUGCGAUGAGAAGGAAAUACAUUUCUUUCCCUAAUUCCUUAGAAGAGAGAAAUAAAGUUAGAACAAGGUUUUAUCAAAAAUUUAAUUUUCCUGGGAUACUUGGCUGCAUUGACUGUACACAGGUUGCAAUCAUUAGACCGUCUCAAAAUGAAGAAAGGUUUUAUUGUAGGAAGCACUAUCACUCAUUAAAUGUUCAGUUGAUUUGUGAUGCUGAUAUGAAUAUAACAAGUGUUGACGCUAGUUAUGGUGGUGCCACCCAUGAUUCAUUUAUUUGGAAUGUUCAUCCUUUAAAAUUAUUCUUAGAAAAUCUUGAUGAAACAACAUGGUUACUGGCUGAUUCAGGUUACCCAUUGAGGAAAUACAUGAUGACACCCAUUGUCAAUGCUCUUCCUGACACACCAGAGAAACAUUACACAGAUUUACAAAUAAGAACCAGGAAUGUAAUUGAAAGGACAAUUGGACUCUUAAAAGCUCGUUUUCGAUGUCUUUUAGUGCAUAGAGUAUUGCAUUAUCAACCAAGAGUUGCAGCUUCCAUAGUGAAUACUUGUGUAAUUUUACAUAAUAUUUGCAACAAAGCAAAUAUGCCUGUUUCUAUGCUGAGCAACGAAGAUGUGCUGCAAGAGGCCCAAAUGCAGUUAAGUUCAACUAACAAUGAACACACUGUUAACAAUAACCAAGGUCUACAGUUCGGUGUUAACUGCAGAAAUAACCUUAUACUUCAUCUCUGGGACGCUCGACAUACCUAAAACAAUAAGUUUAUAUUUAAUAUAAAAUAAUUGUAACAUAACUUUAAGAUUUUGUAAAGUGGUCAUGUUGAUAACAUUGUAUUCAGAAAUAAUAAUGUAUGUCAUGCGCGUAUUGUGAGAAGGUUCCUCACUCUGGGGCCCUAACCACAGGUUGCUUCGGCACUCAAAUGUCCCGCGGUUAUUUUUAUUAUACAUUUUCAAUAGUUUUAGAAUUUAAAUAAACUAUCGUGAGUUAUUCAUAUUAAUUGAUUAUAUAACACGACUAAAACUCACGUGAUAUUCAUUCACGGAUGUCCGACUUUGACGUUGUAUCAUAUGAGUUUUAGCUGUAUUUCAUAAUCAAUUAAUAUUUUUAUAGUGUUUUGUAUUUUAUAUAUUUAACAUUAUUGAAAUUAAAAAAGGGCAAAUGAAUAGUAGUAUUUAAGUUCCUAAUUUUAUAAUAUUGUAUGUACCUAAAUUACAUUUAGUGUUGAGUAAGUAGUUUAUUUUUAAAUUAUCUAGUACACGUUUAAGCAUAAUUUGUAGUUUUUAUGCAUAGUUGUAGUUGUUGUAUAGUAUAUUUUUAAUUUACUUACUUGCAUUGUAAAAAUGAAUAUCUAAUUUUAAUAUAAAAAUACAUAAUUAUAAACAGUCA